CAGGUAUGCGAGGCAGAGGCCUGCGCUUCUCGCAGAAAGGUCUCUGCUUUUCCCUAGAAAAAGGAGGAGAAAAUGACCAAAUUCCAGGUUUGAGGCACUGCGGGACAGUGCUCUGCGUCGCCGGUUCGCGACACCAAAGGUGCUGCCUUCCCCUGACCGUUUUGCCGUUAACUUCAGUGACAGUGUUUCUGCCCACCGCAGCAAGAGGAGAUGGUGACCUUCAGGGACGUGGCCGUGGUCUUCAGCGAGGAGGAGCUGGGGCUGCUGGACUCUGCCCAGAGGAAGCUGUACCGAGACGUGAUGCUGGAGAACUUCAGGAACCUGCUCUCCGUGGCACAUCAGCCCUUCAAACCAGACCUGAUAGCCCAGUUGGAGAGAGAAGAAAAGCUUCUGAUGGUGGAGACAGAACCCCAAAGAGAUGAAUAUCCAGGAAGCAACAUUCAGCAUAAGAAGGAGUGUGUUCAAGAAGUGGGAUUAAGUUACCUUUCUCCCAAAGAGCUUUCUUCCUGUCAGACCUGGAAACAAGGUGCUGUCCAGUUAGCCAGGUGUCAAGAUUCUAUGAAAAACUUUCAGGGAAAGAAUUUUCAGUGGCAGAAACAAAGUGAUUCUCCCUACCAGAUCGGGGCAGGAAUGCCAAUCCAGAUUUCUGAAGAUGGCAACUACAUAGUGACUCAUGUAGUGGAUGAUUCCAGUUACGUAAAAAAUCCGGAAUUUCCAUGCUUGAGAGCCCAGCACUCUUGGAGAAAAGUGUAUCUGGGUGAGGCCCACAAUCCUCGGUGUAAAUGUCAACAGAUUUCCAUGAAAAAUAAUUUCUGUAAGUGUGAGAGUGUCGGUUGGAUCUCGUAUCACAAUGGUAACCUGGGAGUACACAGAAUGGAAAACAGCUACAGUUGCAGUGACUGUGGAGAUCUUGUGGACGUAUCAUUUCUUAAUGAGAACUCAACUGAGGCAGAGCAGAAACCCUCCCCACGUACUGAGUAUAGAGAAGACUUCAGUGAUGACUACAGCACCGCCGUUCAUCGGCAGCUGCACCUAGAAGGGAAACCCUGGAUAUAUGGUCCAUGUGGAAGGGGCGGUAGUUGUAGGUCAGUUCUUGACAGUCAUCAGAGUGUUCAGAGAGAUGAAGACGACGUUGAAAGUUUACGUCUGCAAUCCCAUCAGCGAGCGUGUACAGAGGAAUUGCGUACACAUGGUGAAUGUGGCAAGAUCGUCAACCAUCACUCCUCUCCGAGCUCUUAUAAAGUCGCCCACACAGGAGAAAUAUCCCAGAAGUGUAGAGUUUUUGAGAAAGCCUUCAGUUGCAGCUUAAACCUUAAUAUUUUUAAGGUCCAUACUAGGGAAGACUCCUGUGGCUAUGAGGAGAGUGGAAACGUUUUUAAUCGGAAUGCAUGUCUUCAGGUUCAUCAGAAUUUCCAUGCUGAAGAAAACCUGUACACAAAUGUGGAGUAUGGAAAGGGUUUACUUUGUAGUUCAAAUCUUAACGGUCCACAUAGAGUUCACAUGGCAGCGAAUCCCUACAAUUCUGAGGAGUGUGGUAAUGACUUCAGCCUGGCCCCACACUUCCAGGACUGGCAGAUAGCUCACCCCAGGGAACAACCAUGUAAGCAUUAUGUGUACAGGAGUAACUGUAGUCAAAGUUCAUAUAUUCAAGGCCAUCAGAAGAUUCACAUUAGAGAAAAACCUCAUAAGGAGUGUAGAAAUGGCUUCGACUGGAAUUCAAAACUUAAAAGUCAUCAGAAAGCCAGUGCUGGACAGAAGCCAUACGUGUGCAGUGUGUGUGGCAAAGGCUUCAGUCACAGAUCAGUUCUUAAUGUUCAUCAGAGAGUCCACACGGGAGAAAAACCUUACAAAUGUGAGGAGUGUGAUAAGGGAUUCAGUCGGAGCUCAUACCUUCAAGCGCAUCAGAGAGUCCACUCUGGGGAAAAACCCUACAAAUGUGAGGAGUGUGGGAAGGGCUUCAGUAGGAACUCCUACCUUCAGGGCCAUCAGCGAGUGCACACUGGAGAGAAACCAUAUAAGUGUGAAGAGUGCGGUAAAAGUUUCAGUCGCAGUUCACACCUCCAAGGCCACCAGAGAGUCCACACUGGAGAAAAACCAUUCAGAUGCGAGGAAUGUGGGAAGGGCUUCAGUUGGAGCUUUAAUCUUCAAAUUCACCAGCGGGUCCACACAGGAGAGAAACCUUACAAAUGUGGAGAAUGUGGUAAAGGCUUCAGUAAAGCCUCGACUCUUCUGGCCCAUCAGAGAGUCCACACAGGCGAGAAGCCGUACCAGUGUAACGAGUGCGGUAAGCGCUUCAGUCAGAGGCCGUACCUUCAGAGCCAUCGGAGCGUCCACUCUGGAGAGAGACCAUAUGUAUGUGAGGUGUGUGGCAAGGGCUUCAGUCAGAGAGCGUAUCUGCAAGGUCAUCAGAGAGUCCACACGAGAGUGAAGCCCUAUAAAUGUGAAGUGUGCGGGAAGGGCUUUAGUCAGAGCUCACGCCUUGAAGCCCAUCAGAGGGUCCACACAGGAGGGAAACCAUACAAAUGUGAGAUGUGUACAAAGGGCUUCAGUGAGAGUUCACGGCUUCAAGCACAUCAGAGGAUCCAUGCAGAAGGGAGACCCUAUAAAUGUGAACAGUGUGGUAAGGGUUUCAGUGGGUACUCGAGUCUGCAGGCCCAUCACAGAGUCCACACCGGGGAGAAACCUUACAAAUGUGAGGUGUGCGAGAAGGGCUUCAGUCAGAGAUCAAACCUUCAAGCUCACCAGAGAGUCCACACGGGGGAGAAGCCGUAUAAGUGCGAUGCCUGUGGGAAAGGCUUCCGUUGGAGCUCGGGUCUUCUAAUUCACCAAAGAGUCCAUAGUGGUGACAAACUCUAUAAAGGUGAAGGAUAUAGUAAGGUUUACUCUUCCCCAGAGAGUCUACACAGAAAUGAAGUUUUGUAAAAUGAUGACCUGUUUGUUUUGAAGUCCUCAAGUGGGAGCUGAAAUUUUCCAGUCACGAGUUCUUUUAGUAGAAAAUAUUUUUUUAACAUGAAAAUGUAAUUUCCAACUUCAACAUCUGUGAUGCUUAGGAGGCCACACAACAGAGACCUUUAUUAAGAGGGGUUCUAUAACAGAUUUGCCAAAACUUUAAUAAGUUACUGCACAGGAACUGGGGCUUAUUAAUAUGAGUGUGGUCAGGAAUUUAGCAAAGCCACAGUGAUGAAUAUGCCUAACCCCACGGCCAGUGAGACAUGAGCUUGAUGAAAAACAGGACUUACCGCUAAGUCUACAGACCCGUGAUGUUUUGUAACUCAAUACUUUUUCCUAAAUGACUAAAUUAUGUAAAGGUAUAAUAUUUGAAAAUUUUAUUCAGCUAAUUUCAGAACAUUUCAGAGUGGAUUUGGAGGAGGAAUUAUGCAAAUACUGACAAUAUUACUUCAGUAAAUAUUAUUUGAAUGUUGAGCAUCAAGCAGUAUUGCUAUCUGAAGUACAUGAAUUUGGUUGUGACCCUGUUGGAAUCGGUUCCCAUCAUUUGUCCGGUCUUAAGGAUGAGCUGAAUUUCUUAAUAUUCAGUCUCUUUUUACACAGUUCACAGUCAGUGUGUGUGUGUUGUGUGUACGUAUAUGCACUUUAAAUGACAGUACAAACUGAUUAACAGUGUUUCUGGACGACUACAAAAAAUGGAAUGCUGCAUUUCACAUAAUUACAUUUUCUGCCCUCUGUAUCAAGGCAGAAUUUUAUUGUAACAUUUGGAAAGUGUCAGAAGUGGUUACUAAUGACCAAUAGUUUUAAAUAAAUGUCAGAGUUAUAAUGCUUGG
Molecule: messenger RNA, 3779 nt
Organism: Fukomys damarensis (Damara mole-rat)
Lineage: Eukaryota; Metazoa; Chordata; Mammalia; Rodentia; Bathyergidae
Product: zinc finger protein 112
Exons: 6
Coding region: 211-2922 (903 amino acids)
Biological process (GO): regulation of transcription by RNA polymerase II
Molecular function (GO): RNA polymerase II cis-regulatory region sequence-specific DNA binding; DNA-binding transcription factor activity, RNA polymerase II-specific
Source: RefSeq, a predicted model, not a curated record